UUUAUGUAAACAAAGAUCAACAUGCGAAGACCCUCUGUUUUUGUCGCAAAAGAUCCUGAAAAAGAAUUCCGGUAUGGAUCCCGGAACUGGCUGCUUCAUGCGCGCUAUGUACGCGGCGAACACGCCAUGUGUCUGGAUCUCGCAGACGACCUUCAGAAGAACGCUGACAACACGCAUAGAUACGCACAUUAUGUCAAGGGUCUGGUGUAUGCAGACGCAGGGCGGCAUCAGGAGGCGCUUGAGCGGUUCCACAGUUGCAUCAGGCUUCAGCCUUCAGACCCUGAGCCUUUGAAACAAGUCGCCAAAAGUCUGUCUUGCCAGGGACGCUACCAACUCUCUCUCGAAGCUUAUUUGGAGGCAGAUAAGCUGACCAAGCAUCCAGAUAGCGACAUCUACUGCGCUCUAGCGGAAUGUGCAAGUAAUCUAGGCCAGAUAGAGCGGGGAGUGGAAUGGGCGCGAGCGGCCGUGCAUGCAGGUGGAGGCGAACGUGCUGGGGCGUUAUUGGCGCGUCUGCUUUUGGCGUCAGGAGACGCCGUGGGCGCUUCAGCGGCGUACGAUCAGGCUAUUGCGACGCACGCUUGUGGCGCAGAUACACUUGCCGCAGCGGGAGCGUUACGUCUCCGUGCUGGGGCGCCGCGCGAGGCCUUCCAACUCCUGGGAGCAGCGCUUGCCCAGCAGCCCUCGCAGCACGCUGCUGCUCUGGCACUUGCUGCUAUGAUGCUGCAACACCGAGAUCUGGACGCGGCGCUAGCCAGACUUAAAGCGGCUCUCUCUGCCCACCCGACAUGCGUAGCUGCCCAUAGUAACUUGGGCUUGGCUCUACUGGCGAAAAAGAAAUAUGUUGCGGCUCUGACAUGUCUCCAACGGGCGGUGUGGUCGGCGCCGCUCAGCGCUCGAGCUGCGCACAACUUAGGCCUCGCGCUAUUGUUAUGCAGACGACCGGCCUCGGCAUUCUGUAGGCUGGCUACAGCGGCGGCAUUGCAGCCUAGGCAGCCUUACACGGUUCUUCUAAUAGGCAUCGCGCUCGAGCGGCUCGGGGACGCUCGCGCGGACGCCGCGUACGCGCGCGCCGCAGCGCUGGCGCCCGGCGACGCGCUGGUGCGCCUCAACCGCGCCGGGCGCCUGGCCCGCGCCCGCGCCGGCCGAGCUGUGGGGGAGGCGCGCGCCGUGGCCGAGAUACUGCAGAGAGAGGAGAAACCCGACGCACAGUUAAGCAGUUCCCUGGCAACUCUGCUGGCAUUACUCCGCGACGCUGGCGUUCAGCUGUCAGAUUUGCCAAACCACCUCCCACGUGCCGACACGCCCGAUGACUUGCCAGAAGAUGACAUGACAGCUGACGAAGUUUAGCUGUAGAAAACUUCGUUAGAUCAAAUUGACUACUGCCGCACAAAACGGGGAGAGUUCCCAAGAAAGCCCACCGACUUCCGCAGAAAACGGACAUAGUCCCCGAGAAAGCCCAACGACUCCCGCAGAAAACGGAGCGAGUCCCCCAGAAAGCCCACCAACUCCCGCACAAAACGGACCGACUCCUCCCCUAAACGAAAUGACUCGCAGAGAAUUAGAGGCUGAAUUGAUAAUACUACCGCCUCUGAUCCUCGGCUACGAAGAUUUAUUCGACUACGGCGAAACCAACGAUACUUAUUAAUCUUAUGAUGAAACUACAUCAAUCGUUGAAACUACGACUACAGCGACCAUAGAAACGACGCCUGUAAAAAGCAGAAAGAAAUAUCUACGUAAUCUCAACCGUCAAGCGAGAAAUCGAAAAUCCGGGGGUAACUUUGAUUUGCUGAACGACGUGGCUGCGAAAAUGUCAGAAAUGGAUGACACUAAUAAAGUAGAGAUGGCGAAUAACUUGGUGAAACUCUUGCAGUUUAGUAUGUUAGGUGCGACGCCUUCGAUGGACGGUAAAAAGAGAAGCCGAAGUAUUUACCAGCAACCCAGUCGACCGGACUACCGUCCAGCGGGCAUGGGCCAACCAUAUUGGGAUGGCUAUAGCUAAAAAAGUUGUGCAUCGUUUUGUUGAUUAGUGGGUUACGGCCUCGCCAAAUGUCUCUUUUGAAAAUAUCUUGAAAGACCUAAUUGGAAAACUGAAGGAAAAAUGUUCAACUCUUAUAUUUUCAAAUAAGUACUUUAAUUAAGUUUUACAAAUAAGUUGUAGGUGGAAUUAAUUUCAUUUUGGAAGAGAUACUAAAGGAUCAUUUAGAAAAUGAGACAUUUAGCAAGUUAGCACUAUUAAGAUGCCCUAAUAGAUUAUUAAGUCAUUAGACUUAAUAAUCUUUUAGGGCAUCUUAAUAGUGCUUAAUAGGGCAUAUUAAUACUGUGCUUAAUAGGGCACUUAAUUGUGCCCUAAUAGAUUAAUCGUAGUUAUCUUACAAAUAAAGUGUGAAAUAAAAAUAAAACGCAAACACAGUUUUCAAUUAUUUAUAUUGAAAGUAUCACCUUCGUCAUACCAGCACUGAAGGGUGUCAACGUUUUACGUACAACACAAUUACAAAAUAUAAUCGACACUGAGCACGUACAAAUAAGGUUGGGAAUCGAACAGCCGGCCUGGCGCAAUGGACUCGCCUGAAGGCACUUGAGGUUUGGCGUUACAAUUUGGCAAGUCGACUUUUGUAUGAAUUUCUUAUUGGACAGAAAAGUGACAGAAACUUUAUGUGACUUUCUUUAGGAAGUCCUCGACUACGUAGUGCGACAUAAAAUAGUAGAAAUGAAAUAAAAUGGACCUAAAAAAAAUCCAUACUAAAUUGUUGCCAUGUUUAAGCAUUUUACAUCAAAAAUGUGACAGUUACGUAGGUAUAGGUGGUCAAGCAAAUCUUGUCAGUAGAAAAAGGCGCGAAAUUAAAAUUUUCUAUGAGACGAUAUCCCUUCGCGCCUACAUUUUUCAAACUUGCCGCUUUUUUUCUACUAAUAAGAUCUGCUUGACCAACUAUAGUUGCGCCUUCAAUAAUUUUCUACAAUUUCUUGUCGAACUUUAUUGAUUUGCUGUUACUCUUCUGUCCACAUACCUAAAGAUACUACAGAGUGAGAUAAAAAAAGUAAUCGAUAUUAUUUUUGUAAAAUGCAAAGAAUAUUAUUAAGUUGGUAGCAUCGUUGAAAUUAUAUGACAUGUGUUUUUAAUAUGUCCUUGUCAGUCUUACUAUUUAAAAGAAAAUAGAGUCGGACCAAGAAAAGUAUGCAGGGGAUUUGAUAGCCCACGCAGUGCAAGUGUUAUUUAUACGUUAUGACGUAUAAAUAACGCUUGCACUGCGUGGGUCAAACUUCUAUGGAAUUAUGAUUUCAUAGAAGUUUGACGUUUAAAAUAACACUUGCACUGCGUGGACUAUCAAAUCCGCUGCAAACUUUUCUUGGUCUGACUCUAUUAAAAUUGCGAUAGCAAUUCCUACAUGUAAAUUAUGACAAUAUCAUAUAUUUUUUAACCAAUAAGCGAUAAUAAUGGAGAUGAAUUUGAAAUGCUGACAAAUAUUAAUAAAUAAUAAAAUUAAUUAGGUCCAAGAUAUUGGUAUCAAUACAAUUUUUUCACAAACUAUUUGCGAAAGAUCUCGCUUUUUUGCUACUAGUUUCCAUAACAAAUAUAUCAGUGUUGUUUGGUUCGUUGUUAAAAAAAAAUUAAGUAUAGAUGGUCAAGCAAAUCUUGUCAGCAGAAAAAGGCGCGAAAUUAAAAUUUUCUAUGAGACGUUAUCCCUUCGCGCCUACAUUUUUCAAAUUUGCCGCCUUUUUCUACUGACAAGAUCUGCUUGAUCUGCUGAUUUACCAAUAUUUUGGGCGAAAUUACAGUUAACAACUGGCUUGAAUUAUACAAUUUCAGUAAACAUUGAAACACAGGCCGGCUAAGGCGAAAUUAUUGCUUCUAAAUUUACACAGUCGACUUACGAAUAAGUACAAAAUGUACAGUUUGUACCAUGGUUCAGACUGGGUAACCAAAAUAAAUGUACCUUUAUGUACAGUCAACGAAAAUCAACUGAAUGUUUUUAAGUUUUAGAAUGUUGCAUUGAUAAUAUUAAUCUUUUGCUUAUCAGUCCGAUUUUUUUUUACAUGGCGCUGAAAAUGCAAACAUUUAUCGUAGACUUAGACAAACCUCGAAACUCCGGUAGUCAUAUUUUUGUCUACUCUACUCUUACGCGCCAGCCACGACAUUGCGCGACUCGUUCGGCUAAGGCGACAGUCAUAGGUGGGAACGAAAGGUCCGAUGGCUGUGUCUCGCUCCAACCUUGGUUGUCGCCUUAGCCGAAGCCAUUCGCGCAAUGUCGUGGCCAGCGCGUUCAAUUUGACGAGUCAUCAUAGUCUACAUUCGAAACUAAUAACCUGCUUUUUCUGAUCGCAGCUUUGUUCCCUUUUAUACAUUCACUUCUAGGCCGAUACACAUAAUUUGAACACGCUAUUUUAUGUCAUUAUCUCAUUUAUGUACGCUUAUUCAAGACAUAGUCCAAUUUUAAUUAAUGGCGCCCUCUAGCUGGCGCGGGUGCACGGAGUGGGCGCACGCACGCGUCCGCGCCAGUUGGCGUUGCCCAUACUACAGCCGUUCAAAUAAGUUUGUCAGUAGAAAAAGGCGCGAAAUUCAAAUUUUCUAUGCGACGAUAACCCUUCGCGCCCACAUUUUUUAGCCGCUCUUUUCUACUGACGGAAAUGGCUUGACAGAUAGUUGUUGCUUGACAUACAUUGUAAUAUUUUGUAGUAUAUUUUUCGUUAACCCGGUCACCCGCUCCAUGAAAUCGUGACAGCUAGCAGACGCACUUAUUAUUUAUUUAUGUGCGAAUUAGCUAUUUUCAUUUGAAUGUGUAAACAAGCUCGUUUUUUAAAAAGGGAACAAAAGCCGAUUAUUAUUCUGAUUAUAAAAUUGUGCCAAUCCCAGAUCGAAUACAACAUCCAAGUAUUCGAACACUCAGCGCUGUAACUAAAUACUUUACCAAUAAUA
This is a messenger RNA of Cydia splendana, 4912 nucleotides long. RefSeq names its product Bardet-Biedl syndrome 4 protein homolog. Gene Ontology annotation, cellular component: ciliary basal body. The transcript is spliced from 12 exons. Gene Ontology annotation, biological process: cilium assembly; protein localization to cilium. NCBI's taxonomy places the organism in Eukaryota, Metazoa, Arthropoda, Insecta, Lepidoptera, Tortricidae. Bases 22 to 1347 code for a protein of 441 amino acids. Gene Ontology annotation, molecular function: protein binding. The record is from RefSeq and is a predicted model, not a curated record.